GUUCAUAUCAAAGCACAACUGUACCAGUUCUUGGGAGUCUGUGAAGAAAACACUUCCAAGACUGAAAAAGCUAUGACAAACAGCAACAAAGUAGUGAUCAACUUGGCUCUCUUUGGUAGAAGUCAGAGUGGAAAAAGUUCUGCUGGGAACAUUCUGCUGGGAAGCACGGACUUCCACAGUCACUUUGCCCCAUGUUCUGUAACCCAAGAGUGCAGCCUGGGCCGCAGCUGUCACCUCCAUGGCUUCAUGCGUCGAGCAGGGCAAGAAAUAAUCCUUCAAGUCCAGGUGUUGGACACUCCGGGUUAUCCACACAGCAAGCUGAGCAUGCAGCAUGUGAAGCAGCAGAUCAGAAAGGCCCUGGAACAUCACUUUGGGCAAAAGGGGCUCCACCUUGCAUUGCUGGUCCAGAGAGCAGAUGUCCCUUUCUGUGGACAGGAAGUAUCGUACCCCAUCCAGCUGAUUCAGGAACUUCUGGGAGAUGCUUGGAAGAAUUACACUGCUGUUCUUUUUACCCAUGCAGAAAAUAUGGAAGAGGCUGGGAUCAAGGAAAAUGAGUAUUUGCAUGAGGCCUCUGACACACUGCUAAGUCUACUGACCUCCAUUCAGCACAGAUAUAUUUUCCAGUAUAAAAAAGGAAACUCCAUUAAUGAACAAAGAAUGAAAAUCUUAGAAAAGAUCAUGGAAUUUAUAAAAGACAAUGACUAUCAAGUUCUUACCUUUAAAUAAAAUAUAAGUGAAAGGAGAAAGAGUAUUGGUUAUUGCAGUCAGAGCCUGGUUUUUCAAACUUGCCUUUUGUCAGUGUGGAUGUAGACCAUGGGAAUUCUGUAUGAGACCAGUGAUUGCGUACAUUUGUAUCACCAUUUUGGAAAACUGUAAGUUAAAAAGUACUGACGAUUUGGGCUGGAAGAAUGACUCAAAUGACAGGGUGCCUGCAUAGCAAGCAUGCAGCCCUGAGUUCAAGUUCAAAACCAAGUAUGCCCGCCCCCCCCCCAUAUCAUUAAGGAUUCAGUUUGGUUCUAUCUUAUGAUAUAG
This is a messenger RNA of Perognathus longimembris pacificus (Pacific pocket mouse), 1032 nucleotides long. RefSeq names its product GIMAP family P-loop NTPase domain containing 1 (gene Gimd1). The transcript is spliced from 3 exons. The coding region runs from base 73 to 726 and encodes 217 amino acids. The record is from RefSeq and is a predicted model, not a curated record. Gene Ontology annotation, molecular function: GTP binding. Lineage: Eukaryota; Metazoa; Chordata; Mammalia; Rodentia; Heteromyidae.